Molecule: messenger RNA, 2745 nt
Organism: Penicillium concentricum
Lineage: Eukaryota; Fungi; Ascomycota; Eurotiomycetes; Eurotiales; Aspergillaceae
Product: CeGAL family transcription factor
Exons: 5
Coding region: 1-2745 (914 amino acids)
Biological process (GO): regulation of DNA-templated transcription; DNA-templated transcription
Molecular function (GO): DNA binding; DNA-binding transcription factor activity, RNA polymerase II-specific; zinc ion binding
Source: RefSeq, a predicted model, not a curated record
AUGAGUAAUAUUCCAUUUCCCUCGUGGAAUGAUCAACAGAGCCUCUUCAAAUUAUCGUGUGCUGAUGCAGACACGUGUAAUCAGUUGUCCAGUGUGGGUAACCCAGUUCCUCAUCUCCAACGAGGUGAAUCCGAAGUGGGCACCAAGAAAAUGGCUAUCCCGCGACUAGCGGAAGGAACCGAGUCUGCCUUCACCUCUCCUGGUAGGUUUCAUCGUCGACACGUUCGUCGAGCAUGUGAGUCUUGCAGACAACGAAAGACGAAAUGCACCGGAGACAAGUCCGGAUGCCGCAAUUGUCGAGAGGCUGGAAUCAUCUGCUGCUAUACCGAUGGCAAGAGGGAGAAGUCCAAACGACAGUUGGCAAGCUUGUCCGCAAAGGUGCAGGCAUACGAAGAUGUUAUUAGCAAGCUGAGCAAUCGGUUCGGCGUUUCUGAUGAGCAACUCGUGAACAUUGCUCUGGCAGCGGAAUCGGCCCCUGACUUGGCAUUCAACCCAGAAACAUGCCUUGCAGCAGCUGGAGAACGAAGAAUCUCAUGGCAUGCGGGUUCUGAGCCACCGCCCUCCCGAGCAUCAUCCGUUAGUCCCCUGGAAUCAGGCGACCAGACAGAAGAGGACUUCAACAGAGACGAAACUGCACGAGCAACGGGUUUCAUUGGAAAAAGCUCUGAGAUCACUUGGCUCCAAAGGCUUAGCAAAGAGGUCAACAGUGAAUGUGAGGCCUGGCCUGCAACUAUUCCCAACACAGAUGACGAUAACGGCCUGCCCUCUCCAACUCUGACGCCUCGCCCGGAGAAUCCAAGCGAGCCAUGGGUAGUGGCUUCCAACUAUUACCUUGAUGACCUGGACAUUCCAACUGCAGAUCAAAGUGAUAUGUAUGGAGUUCCAUUACGGGAGAUGGCAGGCAAAAUGCUCAAUGCCUAUCUGACAUCGGUGCAUCCUUCCUUCCCAAUCAUUGGCGUUUCAACCUUUGUCCCCCAAUUCCAGGUCUUUUUCAGUCAACCCUCUCUCAAGCCAGGAAACAAGUGGCUCGCUAUACUCAACUUGAUCUUUGCCAUUGCGGCUAAAUAUGGGCAAUUGACGAACUUGGACUGGAAUGAAGAAGAUGAUGACCAUCAAAUGUACUUCUCAAGGGCGCGGGCCUUGAGCUUGGAAGAUCAGAUUCUCCAUCACCCUGACCUACAGCAGUUGCAAGUCGAGGGGCUUACUUCAUUCUAUCUGAUUGCGUCGGGACAUAUCAAUCGGGCCUGGAAACUUUCCGGGAGUGCAGUUCGAGGAGCGCUAGCUCUUGGAUUGCAUUUGCGCAACGUGGGUGCGAGCAUAUCCGACACUUCCAAGGAGAUACGCUAUCGGGUGUGGUGGUCAUUGUAUACACUGGAUCAUUUACUUACCAUCAUGACUGGGCGUCCUUCAUGUAUCAUCGACAGCUCUUGCACUACACCAAUGCCUGUUCCUUUUGAUGAGAGUGAUUUCCAAAAAGACGAGGUGGCUCGGUUGAUAGGCACAGCUGUACUCCGAUCCAGUGGUUCCGAGCGGAUUCCCGCCAACAACAACAACAACAACAACAACAACAACAACAAUGCAGAGGACCUAGAAUCGACGGCUGAUUCUGAUUCAAACGAUUUGCCUGCUGAGGGGGAGACAAAAUUGAGCCGAGCCGAGUAUCUGAAGAGUCUUCCGCCUUGCACUUCACUUUACUUCCUGCAGUUGGCCUCCUUGACCAGCAUCUCCAAGCGGAUGACAGUGAAACUCUACAGCCCGGAAGCGUUACAGUCCCCGUGGGCGAGCACAGAGUUCACCAUCAAGAGCUUGAUGCUUGAAAUUGAUUCAUGGUUCAUGAAUCUCCCUGCUGCAUACGAUUUCACCUCGACACAAACAUCCCAAUGCCCCAUCAGUCAGCGAAUGGGCCUCGCCUUUCUGUUCUACAGCACCAAAAUCGGAAUCACCCGGCCGUGCCUCUGUCGCUUGGACCAAUCCCCUUCCGAAGAGGAUAAGACUUACGAAUUCUGCAACAAGACCGCGGCGGAAUGUGUCGAGGCUGCAUGCCACAUGCUUACGCUAUUCCCGGAUGCCCCAGACGCAGUACUGCUAUACCGCAUGUCGCCCUGGUGGUGCAUAUUACAUUAUCUGAUGCAGGCAGUUACUGUUCUCCUACUCGAGCUGGCAUUCCGGGCCCAGCACGUCCCCGAGAAAGCGACGAUGGUCUCCAAAGCUGCAAAGAAAGCACUGGACUGGCUAUCGACGCUAUCGAAAACCAACAUGGCGUCAGAAAGAGCCUGGAAACUCUGUGACGGAUUCCUCCGCCGCUUGGCACCACAUAUUGGAAUCAACGUGAAUGAUUUCCCUACCACUGAAGAGUCCGACUCCCUCUUCGAUGUCCCUGAUACUGCAGACACCGAUGCAGUGCCAGAAGAGCCAGCAGCGGAUGAUGUGGCGUUUGACCCAUCCGCAACCAUGCCUGCAGCAGUGGCGGUUGACGCUAUCUCCGCCGAGCUGGACUCAAUCGCCUGUUCCCCGAUGGAUCAAGCCAACACUACUCCUCUCGGUAUGCAGGACCCCUACGGUCUCGAGGCACCUGAUCUACUCGACCAGUUCAUCAAGCAGGAGAAGGAUCUCUCGGGUCGGAGCUCGUAUGAUGAAUGCUUCCCCUAUGACCCAGCCACCGGCCAGAUCACGGGCUCUUUCUUCCCAUCUGGUCCAAAUAUGGAACUUGAUAUGGGGUACUUCUGGGGUGAUCCGGUGUGCUGA